This is a messenger RNA of Aegilops tauschii subsp. strangulata, 1110 nucleotides long. Its product is annotated as putative F-box protein At5g52610. The record is from RefSeq and is a predicted model, not a curated record. Lineage: Eukaryota; Viridiplantae; Streptophyta; Magnoliopsida; Poales; Poaceae. Gene Ontology annotation, molecular function: protein binding.
AUGGGGAGGGAGAUGCCGUACAUGCCGGACGCGAUCGUCUCGGAGAUCCUGGCCCAUCUGCCGGUGAAGCCCCUGAUGGGGUUCACCUGCGUCUGCAAGGCGUGGCAGUCAAUCGUCCGCGGCGACGCAUCCUUCCACCGCGCGCACCUCCACCUGCAGAAGCCAUGCCUGCUCGUCUCCCCGCGCACAGUAGACGACGACCCUCUGCACACCGACAAAGUCGGCCUGCACAUGUGGGAGGCGAACCAGCAGGGCACCGCUGUGCCCCUCGUAUACGCCACGGACUUCUCCUCCGGCAAGUUAAAGCACGAUCUCGCGCAUUGCGAUGGGCUAGUCCUGCUGCACGCCGAGUCCGCCGUGCACCUGCUCAACCCAGCUACACGUCACACCCGGACGCUGCCCCGGGCGUUCGGCCUCAGGCGCGACCCUCGUUCUGGUGCCUACAAGGUGGCGUGCUUCUCCUACCGCUCUUGGACCAAGCUUGCAGUGACGGUCGACUAUCACUCCAUGAGGAUGGAAGUAUUCACCAUUGGAACCGAUCGGCACUGGCGUGAGACACCAACGCAGCCGUCAUACCCUACGGUGGCACAGCGAACAGCGACCUUCUAUAAAGGAUCGCUUAUCUGGACUGUCUUUGGUGACACUGCUCCGGGCUUCCUCCGUUUCUGCUUGGAAGACGAGGCUUUCGGGGUCAUUCAGCCACCUCCUUGCCACCCGAGGUUGGAAUGCGUGAUGUCCAGAUUAGCAGAGCUGCGCGGUGAGUUGUGCUUGGUUUGUGUAGGGGCCAACAUCCGUUUGGUUGAGUUGUGGGUGUGCGACGACGUUGACAAGCCAAGAUGGGUUCUACGUUGCACAGUUAAUUUUUGCGGAUUUGGGCCCCCUAAUUUCCAUCCGGUUGCCGCAUUUGGGGACGAAAUUGUGUUCAAUGAUUCAGUGUGUGGUACAAGGCGCUACAAUCUCAGAACCAAAUCUUACAAGAACAUGUUCUGCAUGGAGGACUUCGGGAUUAACAGUCCAAGCACAGGCAUAUUUGAAGAUUUCUCUUACUUUGAUGUAAUCCCCUACAUUCCAAGCCUAAUUUCAAUUUCGGAUGAAGUUUCCACUUCCUAA